Tinamus guttatus (white-throated tinamou) is the source of this 940-nucleotide messenger RNA. The record is from RefSeq and is a predicted model, not a curated record. NCBI's taxonomy places the organism in Eukaryota, Metazoa, Chordata, Aves, Tinamiformes, Tinamidae.
AUGGGGAACGCACUCCGCUCGUGUCCGCGCUCAGGCAGCACGGCGCGCAAGGAGCGGGAGGUGAUGCUGCGCCUCAAGGAGGUGGUGGACAAGCAGAGGGACGAGAUCCGCGCGCAGGCCCACGAGAUCGUCUGCAAGAGCCGGGACACGGAGGCGGUGAGUGCGCGGGAGGGCGCCUGGCACCGCUUCAUGUCCAUGAACGAGGAGCUGCGGCACAAGGUGGCCGUGGUGCAGGCCCAGCUCAAGAGCGCCCUGGAGAAGAAGUCGGACCUGGAGGCGGUUGUGCUGCAAACGCAGAGGGAGAUGAGCAGGAGGAGCAGAGCUGCCUCCGAAGCCCAGGCACCAAAGCCCAGCCCGGUGAGGAAGCCCCAUCCCGGUGGCCACCGGGCACUGCUAACACGGGGUAGACCAGCCUGCAGCUGGGAUGGCUCUGCAGCUCCCAGAUCAGAAAGAGCACCGUUGUCCACAGAGGAAGCCUCGCUGCAGCACGGCCUGGGCAAGAGCCCCACUCACUGCUGCUUCUCCAGGGAAGAGCUGCAGCAAAUCCUGCAGGAGCGGAAUGAGCUCAAGACCAACCUGUUCCUGGUGCAGGAAGAGCUGGCUUAUUACCAGCGGGAGCUGCUGAACGAAGAGAGAAUUCCCAGCUUCUUCCUGGAUGCAAUGAAAUCGUCUAUCAAAAAACAGCGGAGGAAAAUCAGAGCCAAAAUGCUGGGAACGACGGAGGAGUCAGCAAGCAGCGACGAGGACGAGGGCUCCUGGCUGCCGGGCCCUGGGAAGGCUCCUCUCCCCCACACCCCUAUCUGCUCUCCCUGCAGCUUCGGGCUGUGGUAUCCGGGCAGCAGCAAAGACUCCCCCGUGCCCAGCUGCUCCGGAGCCUGGGAAAUCAUCGACUCGCUGGAAGAGCACCCGGAGCAGGAGGGCGAGAGGGAGCCGGCGGGCG